AGAGCAAGGCAACUUGGUAAGGUAGGCAAAAGCGUGGUUACUGGUGGUUGUUCCUUGCUUGUACAGUUGUGUUUCUGACUUUCUUCCUUAAUUUUAAACUCUUACAAGUCGAAGUUCAAAGCUUCCUGUAUUAAAAAUCCCAACUACGAAUUCAUUUUCUGUGGAGGGUUUUCUGAAGAUCGACUCGAAGGUGAAGAAGUGAUGGAUGUUAUCAAGACACAACAGAUCUCGUCGAGGCCGAUUGAGAAAGUUAUAGUCCAUCCUCUGGUUCUUCUUAGCAUCGUCGACAAUUACAACAGAGUCGCGAGGGAUACCAGGAAACGUGUUAUUGGAGUUCUACUUGGGAGUUCCUUCAAAGGCACUGUUGAUGUCACCAAUAGUUACGCAGUGCCCUUUGAGGAAGAUGAUAAGUAUCCCAGCAUCUGGUUUCUUGACCACAAUUACCAUGAAUCAAUGUUCUCCAUGUUUAAGAGAAUAAAUGCCAAGGAGCAUGUUGUAGGUUGGUACAGCACAGGUCCAAAACUGCGGGAAAAUGACCUGGAUAUUCAUGGAUUGUUUCACGACUAUGUUCCAAACCCUGUGUUGGUCAUUAUAGAUGUCCAACCAAAAGAACUUGGAAUACCCACGAAAGCUUACUAUGCUGUUGAAGAGGUUAAAGAGAAUGCCACUCAAAAAAGCCAGAAGGUGUUCAUGCAUGUACCUUCAGAAAUUGCUGCUCAUGAAGUAGAGGAAAUUGGCGUGGAGCAUUUGCUCAGGGAUGUUAAGGACACAACUAUUAGCACCCUUGCAACCGAGGUUACCGGGAAACUUGCAGCAUUGAAAGGAUUAGAUGCACGAUUACGAGAAAUACGUGGUUAUCUUGAUCUUGUUGUUGAUGAAAAGCUCCCUCUAAAUCAUGAGAUUCUGUACCAUUUACAGGAUGUGUUCAACCUACUUCCGAAUCUGAAUGUAGCUGAGUUAAUCAAGGCUUUUGCUGUGAAAACAAAUGAUAUGAUGUUGGUUAUUUAUCUUUCCUCUCUCAUUCGAAGUGUAAUUGCUCUUCAUAAUCUGAUCAACAACAAGAUGCUCAACAAAGAACAUGAGAAAGCUGAAGAUGCAAAACCAGCAGCCAUACCAGCUGCUGCUGGAAGCUGAAAAUGGGGAUUAUCAGCAGGCAUGGAUAUUCUAUUGUCAAGAGAGCUCGAGUUUUGGGGAGCACAUUGCCAGUCGUACCUUUAUGGGGGCUCGAAUUCCUGGGAGCUAUGUUUUCUCUGAGGAUAAGAGGAGAGGGUGUGGAUCCUAACCUUGGAGAUCCAUUACCCCCAUUCAUUUGUUUGGAUAAUUAAGAGCUUUAUUUUACUAACGUCACAAUUUCUGAAAGAGCAUUUCAUGAGACGGAAUGAAUGACUGAAAGGCAUCUUGUUUCUGCACUUCAUACUUUGAUGUUUCAGUGCAAUUAUACAGUGGGGGAUUUGUUUUCGCCUUGAAAGUCAAACAUUUUGUUGUGCC
Molecule: messenger RNA, 1488 nt
Organism: Nelumbo nucifera (sacred lotus)
Lineage: Eukaryota; Viridiplantae; Streptophyta; Magnoliopsida; Proteales; Nelumbonaceae
Product: 26S proteasome non-ATPase regulatory subunit 7 homolog A-like
Biological process (GO): proteasome-mediated ubiquitin-dependent protein catabolic process
Cellular component (GO): proteasome regulatory particle; proteasome complex
Molecular function (GO): metallopeptidase activity; protein binding
Source: RefSeq, a predicted model, not a curated record